Molecule: messenger RNA, 3433 nt
Organism: Stegodyphus dumicola
Lineage: Eukaryota; Metazoa; Arthropoda; Arachnida; Araneae; Eresidae
Product: protein O-linked-mannose beta-1,2-N-acetylglucosaminyltransferase 1-like
Biological process (GO): protein O-linked glycosylation via N-acetylgalactosamine
Cellular component (GO): Golgi membrane
Molecular function (GO): beta-1,3-galactosyl-O-glycosyl-glycoprotein beta-1,3-N-acetylglucosaminyltransferase activity
Source: RefSeq, a predicted model, not a curated record
ACGGACCAAAAUCGUCUGAAAUGUGUGUCCUUUUAAAAGGCUUCACUGUAAUUUAUCAAAGGAAAGCAUACCACCAUAGGAGAAAAUGAAAUUAGAGUUGCAAGAAGUGUCUGGUAAAGCCAGUAAGCUUCCGCUUUGGUGGUGUCGUCUUUCGAUUUCUCUCUCCUGAUUCUGGCCUUCUACAUGCUCUGCUAUGACAGCUAUGGAUGGCUGGAAAUCCAACCCCCGAGUACAGCCACUUGUACCCAAGAGAGCACCGACUGCCGUUUUCACCCCUUCCACAUAUUUAAGACAAGUGCCUCCUCGAAGGUUGCUUUCCAAGUUAUUCCAGUUCCUGCUUUUAGUUGUUUUAAUGAUUACUGUAGUCAUAAACAUCCUCUUCAUUUUGGACACCAGUCGGAAACUGCAAGAAGAUGUCCCAGCUCUAGGAGAUUCAGAUGGAAUAGGGGGCGGCGAAAAGCGACACAACAGCUUCAGAUUACAGGAAAGUUUGCCCAAAACAUUAACAGUAGAAGUUCUGUCCAGCCAAUCUAAAGUGUCUGUUUCUGUUGAUGGUACUACCAUCCUAGAAGAUGCUGAAGAUAAUAAAGGAAGAGGAAUACAUGUUCUAGUUCUUAAUCAGGCUACAGGCAGUGUGAUGGCUCAACGUAUGUUUGACACAUAUUCACCUCAUGAGGAUGAAGCUAUGUCUUUGUUCCUAAAUAUGGUUUCAGAUGGAAGAAUUCUCAUUUUUACAAUUAAAGAUGAAGGUACAUUCCAAAUGAAGCAACCAGCUAGAGAUUUGUUGAAAAGAUUGGGAAGCAAGAAAGCUCAUGUCAUUGGGUGGAGAGAUAUGUGGGCCAUGGCCACACAAAAAGGAGGAAAAUUGUAUGGGGAAAAUUACAGCAAAAGUCCUGAAUUUAAUAGUUGGGGAGCACCAGUUCUGUUGAGAGUUGAAGUUCCUCUAGUUCCUGUUGAAGAGAGUGAAUGUGACUGGGCUGAAAAUGAAGAAAACAUUCGAAGGAGAGGCUUCUGUAAUCACAUAGAAGGUUAUGGGAGUGUGUGUAGUUGUGUGGAUCCAGCACCAUUAGCAUUCACACCCAAAGAUAUUCAGAACAACAGAGUGAGAGAUGUUCCAGUAGCUAUUAUAGCUAGUAACAGGCCUCAUUACCUCUACAGAAUGUUACGGUCCUUAUUAUCAGCUCACGGCUGCAAUCCAGAAAUGAUAACUGUUUUUAUAGAUGGCUAUUUUGAGGAACCAUUAGAAGUUACUAAACUUUUUGGUUUAAGAGGAAUACAGCAUACCCCAAUUGGUGCCAAGAAUGCUAGAAUAUCACAGCAUUACAAGGCUAGUCUUACAGCUACAUUUAACUUGUUUCCAGAUGCUAAAUAUGCAGUUAUUAUUGAAGAAGAUUUGGAUGUAUCACCCGACUUCUUUAGUUAUUUUAGCCAAACUCUUCGACUAUUAGAAGAAGAUGAAUCUAUUUAUUGUAUAUCUGCUUGGAAUGAUCAGGGAUAUGAACAUACUAGUGAAGAUUCAGGUUUGCUGUACAGAGUUGAAACAAUGCCUGGUCUAGGUUGGAUAUUGAAGCGAAGUCUAUACAAAGAAGAAUUAGAACCUCGUUGGCCUACACCAGAAAAACUCUGGGAUUGGGAUAUGUGGAUGCGCUUGCCUGAUAUACGGAAAGGCAGAGAAUGUAUUGUACCAGAUGUGUCACGGACAUACCACUUUGGAUCGUCUGGAUUGAAUAUGAAUUCAUUUUUCCAAGAUAUAUAUUUCAAGAAACAUGCCUUUAAUACUCAGCCAAAUGUGGAACUUAAAGAUUUAGAUAGUGUAAAGAAAGAUAAUUAUGAAGAAGUUAUACAUGAUCUCUUAAGGAAGGCAGUGGUAUUAGAUCAUAGUAAAUCACCUUGUGAAGAAAAUUUUAUUCCCGAUACAAAGGGUGAAGUUUAUGUCAUGUUUAUAAAAAUGAAUGGACCUAGAGACUUUACAACAUGGUUACAAAUUGCGAAGUGUUUCAAAAUCUGGGAUUUAGAUGCCAGAGGAUAUCAUAAAAGUAUGUGGAGACUUUUCAUGAAAGGAAAUCACUUAUUAGUCGUAGGAGUGCCAAAUUCUUCAUACUCGUCUUUCAAGCCAGCUCGGGUGACACCUAUUUACUUAGAAGACCAGAAAAUUGACAAAGAUAGACUCCGGUAGUCUAGUGCCAUAACUGAUCCUGAUCCUCAAACGAUCUCGAAAUCUACAAAAUGGUGUCCAUUUCAUGUUUUAGUGUUUGUUCCAGUACAAUCGAUAAAAACUUAUGUGAAUAACUGAUUGUGUUAUUAUAAAAUAAAGGUGUUUUUUAUGAAAACACCUCAAAAUUAUGUACAGGUAGCAACUUGCUGGGCAUUGUUGCUGUGGCCGCAUGUGUGUUCAUUUGAAAGUGUCCUUGUGUAAGGAAAUUCAUUUUAAUGUCAUUUGUAAAAUUUUGUAUGUAUAGCUGAUUCUGCAUUUUUGCAAUUUUUUAAAGUAAUAUUUGAUUACUUUAUGUGUAAUUUUAGUCAUAACUGCACUAUCAAUAUACCUCUAACAAAAUUUAGACUUAAACUAUAUUGCAUAGUGCAUUUUCUGUUAUUUAUAAUUUUUGCAGAUGCUUCAAAAAUGCUAAAAAUACAAUUCGAUUUGGCAUGUGGUAACUUUGUGGGGGGGGAAGAAAAAAUAAGUAAGAAAACAUCUAGUAUUUCUCAAGUGGAACAAGAAAUACAUUUUUCCCUCCAUGUUUUUGCUGUUUAUGUAAAUGUAUAAAAAUGAUUAAAUUGACAAAAUUCAUCGUAAAUAUUUUACUUUCUAGACAUAUUUUCGAACUUCUGAAAAGUUAUCUAUUUUAAAUUAUACUAUGUCAUUGUUGUUAUUAUUAUAUAUUACAUAUAUAGUAAGAUUACAUUCAUCACUUUGAAUAUCUGCACUACCUUGAUUAAAUAAUUUUAAGAAAUUUAUAAAUAUAAUAAGUAUGCAUAUCAUUAUCCAAGUCUGAUAUGUAAUUUUUAUUAUUCAAUUCUAAAUUAAAAGUCUCAAUUUUAAUCACAUCAAAAAUUAAAAUAUUUGAAACAAGUUGUUUUUAAAAUGUAUUUCGCUAUAAAAUUAAUGCAAAUAUUUUUGUUAAAUGUAUUUUAUUUAACUUGCAGUUUGAAGUAAUUUCUGUUAAAGAUGAAGUGAAAUCUGUGUAUAAAAUAUGUAGUGAAUUGCUGGAAAUACAUAAUGCUGCUUUUUAAAAUUUCAUUUUUUUUUUUUUAACGUGGCGGAUAUAUUUCCUUCCAUCGGGUAAAGCUGAUCAAAUACCUGACUAUAAAAGUUCUUCAAAUAUUAUUACUAAUGUAGUUUGUUGUACAGAAAUAGUGCAAUAUGAACUUUCUAUGGUUAAAUUAAGUAGAUGCAUCACAUGUUAUGUAUAAUAAAAUGUACUUUUCUAACAAA